UUGACAAUGACUGUGAUGUAACAUUAUGUGCAACACAAUUAGUGACUAAUAUUGCUAAUAAAAUAGGCCUAGACACUGUAAAUAAUGCCGCGAAAAUAAAUUCGUGGCAACUCUGGCUGCUUGAAGACCGCGCACGACGCCUCUGGGACGCACCGUGCAUGAGCGAUCAUGCAUGGUGUGACGUCAUCGCCCAUCUUGUCGGCUCAAUUACGUCAUCGGAUAACAAGCCAGAGGAAUGUUCAGUGUGUUUUAACGAUUAUGACGAAAAUCAGCUACGACCUCGCACACUGCCAUGUGGCCACACAGUCUGCUCCCAGUGUAUUGACAAUGCUAUCAAGAAUGGUCAGCUGACCUGCCCCAGCUGCCGUGCCGAGCACGCUGCCACAGCCUCUACUCAGUUCCCAAUUAGCUAUGCUGUGGAGGCUUUUGUUAGGAAACUCAAAAAUAUUCAGCUAACAACUGAGGAAGUAGUGCCAGCAAAACCUUAUGAAGGUCACGCCAGAGGCAUCAGUAAGACAUUACGUUCCCUGGUGCAGGAGCAGAAGAGCAUCAUCAGCAGCCUCAUUACUAGCUGUGAAGAGGUACUGUACCAGUUGGGGGAGUAUCGGGGGCAGCUGGGGUACUGGAAGACUCACCACCUCCAGCUCCAGGACAGACUCUAUGCUCUGGUAGAGCAGAACAAGUCAGCAAUGAAGCUCUUGGAACUGGAGGAUACCAGUGUGGUGGAUAUGACAACACAAGGAGAGGAAGGGAAGACUCAGCUGCAGGCCAUGUUGGGGAGCCUCGACACAGUCAACACCCCACAGGAAGUUGGCACAACCAUAGACACAGCUGAUGAGUGCAAGAUGAAGGUAGAAGAUUGGCUCCAGAAGUGCCAGGAACUCUUCCCAGAUGUCAAGACUGUCCACACCUCAGUGAAGGUGCAGGAGACCAUCAGGGAGGCCCUGGAGAUGAUGACCACAGAGACAGGUGCCACAGCUGACCCCGUACACCUGGGAGACUCAGCCUCCAGCAUCAUGAAUAAAGUUCAGGAAAUCACUGGAGAGAUCCACCAGAAGCAAUUAACAGUAAGUUUCUUAUUUUCUCUCGUAGGUCAUAUCACAAGAUAUUGA
Procambarus clarkii (red swamp crayfish) is the source of this 1112-nucleotide messenger RNA. NCBI's taxonomy places the organism in Eukaryota, Metazoa, Arthropoda, Malacostraca, Decapoda, Cambaridae. The record is from RefSeq and is a predicted model, not a curated record.